AUGGCAGACAAGAGGAAAACUAAAAAGCGUAAAGAGGAGUUCGGGGAGCCAGUCGAGUCGGAGAAGCCCACCAGCGAGGAGUACGCCGUGGCCAAGUGGCUGAAGGCAAACGUUCCCACUAAGAAGACCAAGUUCCUGAACCAUCACGUCGAGUAUUUCACCGGCACUAAGGCGGUGGACGCGUUGCUCACGUCGAAAUGGGCGACCGGCAAGAGUCCCAUUUUCACGACUCGCCUGGAGGUCACCGAUUUCCUGCACCAGAUGCUCCUUCACAAAUUGUUCCACAGAGCCAAAAAGGUGCCUGUGAGCGAACAGGAGUUGAAGGGCAAGUCCAAAAAGAAGGAACUAGAGAAGAGUAAAAGUGGCGAUGAAAAAGAAGGCGAGAAGAGUCAAGCGAGCGCUUGUGAGGGAAAGGAAACGAAGGAGAGCAAAGACAAAGAAAAGAAGAAGCGCAAGAUUAGACUGGAGAUGCACAUGGACCAAGUGUUCCUGGACACCGUUGAUGCCUACGUCUGGAUAUACGAUCCAAUGCCCUGGUACUACUGGCUGUGUGGAACCCUCGUGGUGAUUGGUACCAUCACCAUCUGCAUGUUCCCACUGUGGCCGGCCACCGUUCGCAAAGGCGUGUACUAUCUGAGCAUCGCCGCGGCUGCUUUUCUGGUGCUGAUCAUUGGCCUCGCUGUGUUGAGAGUGGUGGUAUUCUGUCUCCUCUGGGUCCUCACUCUCUCCAGACACCAUCUCUGGCUGCUGCCGAACCUCACCGAGGACGUGGGAUUCUUCGCUUCGUUCUGGCCCCUAUAUAAGGACCAUUCAUUUUCAAUUCAGAGAGUUUAUCAUUCAACGGAUUUUGAACUCUGCAUUCAGUACGAGUACCGCGGCCCCGGCUCCGAGAGCGACAAGGCCAGUAAGAGCAAGAAGAAACGCAAGAAAGAGAAGCAGUCUGACGACGAGGCCGAGGAGAAGGCGCCGCUGCUCGAGAAUCGAACCGGAGACGCUCCGCGCGAAGAGACGCCUCUCUCCGCUGAACCCACGGGCGAAAAUGACGCGCCCGCGCACCAAGAGGAAACCAAAGAGGACCUUCCCGAGGCACAAGCAGUGGACAAACUGUCAGAAUCAGAGUCGGAGAACAGUCAGCGGUCGUCGACGGACAGGGACUUUGAGAUGGUGGAGCCAGGGGACAUAGAGGGAACCGAAGUGCCUCACCAUAAUCCU
Molecule: messenger RNA, 1212 nt
Organism: Iphiclides podalirius (scarce swallowtail)
Lineage: Eukaryota; Metazoa; Arthropoda; Insecta; Lepidoptera; Papilionidae
Source: the annotation of a GenBank genome assembly